Molecule: messenger RNA, 1069 nt
Organism: Micropterus salmoides (largemouth bass)
Lineage: Eukaryota; Metazoa; Chordata; Actinopteri; Centrarchiformes; Centrarchidae
Gene: bet1
Product: Bet1 golgi vesicular membrane trafficking protein
Exons: 4
Coding region: 163-501 (112 amino acids)
Biological process (GO): endoplasmic reticulum to Golgi vesicle-mediated transport; vesicle fusion with Golgi apparatus
Cellular component (GO): SNARE complex; Golgi trans cisterna
Molecular function (GO): SNAP receptor activity
Source: RefSeq, a predicted model, not a curated record
CUUGUCGGCCACCGUAUGAUGUCGUGGCGUUUGCUGAUGUGUACGAACUUGCAACAGUUUCCCGAUUACCGAUAACUGUAAUUUCUAGCGUAAUUAGUCUGUUAAUUUGUUUUCUUACACUUUAUAUACAAUACCGGACAGUUUUACCUUCAGUGGUUCAAGAUGAGACGCGCCGGUUUGGGUGAAGGAGGCUCUGGAAAUUAUGUAGCAAGUGGAUACAGUGUCUAUGAAGAGGAAAAUGAACACCUACAGGAGGGACUGCGAGCUAAAGUCAACGCUUUGAAAAGUCUGUCUAUCGACAUCGGAACGGAAGUAAAGUACCAGAAUAAAAUGCUUGACGAUAUGGACACAGACUUUGACUCAACAGGCGGCCUGCUUGGUGCCACCAUUGGCAGAGUCAAGCAGCUGUCCAGAGGCAGUCAGACCAAACUGUUGUGCUACAUGCUGCUCUUCUGCUUUUUCGUCUUCUUUGUCCUGUACUGGUUCAUCAAGCUGAGGUGAUAAUUGGACCUCGUUGGACAUAUGGCCUUGGAUCCUCCAUAUCUUCCUCCACAGUCAGUGCCAGACUGAUUCAUUUAAAAACUAGACCAACAUAAUGACGAUGAGGAAAGGCAGGGAUUUUUUUUUAAAGGAGCUCAGCUUUACAGGUGUCCAUGUCUGAGUAUUUCACAGAACUGCUCCAAGGUUUAGUCAUGAAAGGACUCUUACUGAGUCCUUAAGGAGUCCCAGAAAGAACUUCAGGAUCUGACAUGAUUAAUGAACAUGUGAAGUAGGAAUCACAUAUACUGUAUAUGUAAUUCUGCAGUAGACGCUGUCAGUUUAUGUAUGUACUUGAUAUCAGCCUGAUUGGAUCGAGAAGGUGAGAAUCGACAUGUAACAACUGUUAAAAGUGAUUAAGUUAUAUAAGGCUACCUGAAACUAAUAAUGUAGUGUAUUUGCUAUUCAGAAUGAAUGGAUAUAUUCCAGCAUUUGGCCACACAAAAACAUUUUAGCAGUGUUCUUCAUUAUUGUUUCAAGUUUGUUGUAAAAAAUGUUUUUUAAUGUAAAUAAACAAAAUCUAUGCUCAGAA